AUGUCGGAAGUUGUAAAUGGACUGCCGAUUGGAAAGUCGGGAUUUGGAGAAGUUCCCGACUCCGCCAAGGACAAAAAUGAUCAAUCAGGUGUCUCGGUUAGUCAGCCUCUAGGAAUACAGGUUCAACAACCCCAACAUUCCCAUUCACAGCAGAUGUCACAACAACAACAGCAGCCUCAACUUGGCCAACCAAUGUCCCAUCAACAACAAUAUCCAUCCAGACAGCCACAACCAAUCUCUUCGGCGUACCUUAACUAUUACAACAACGGAUACCAUCCUCACACCUAUCAAUAUAACUAUGCACCAUUCAGUUACUAUGGCGGGGCGGUUGCAGGAGCUGGACAAGUGGGGCCCAAUGCGGUUUCUACCGGAGGAGGUGCUGCGCCUAAUCCAUCUAAUGCUACUGGAGCAUCUGCGGUUGGUGGUAUGACUGCCGUGCCUCCAGCUUCUGACUCUUCGUAUCUCCAGGUACAGCAGAUGCACCAACACCAACAGCAGCAGCACCAACAGCAGCACCAACAGCAGCACCAACAAGCUCAACAGCAGCAGCCAUCACAGCCGCAGCAAGCACAACAGCAACCCCAAGUUAAUGAUUAUCAAGUACAACAAUUUUCGUCGUACAACGCACCUGGAUCUGCGACGCUGGGAGCGGCCAAUGGUGCCAAAAAGACACUGCGAAGCAAGCCCAAGGCGAAAGAGGACGUUGGGUCUCCGUCUGGAGCCACCACGGGACGGCCAUACACUUGCGAGUUUCCCGACUGUCAGUGGUCGUUUGCUAGGCAAUCGGAUUUGCGGCGCCAUGCCAAGCUGCACUCGGCACCCAUGUUCCACUGUCCCUAUUGGCGCAACGACCCCACUUGUCACCGCAAUGGGGGAGCCUUCAACAGAUUAGACGUUUUGAAAAGACACCUUCGACUUGUGCAUUAUGUUCAAGACAAGCACCAGGGAGGUGCUGGUUCAAGAUCAACGUCCGGUAAAGAUGAUGCUGGAUGGUGCCGUGCGUGUCAGCGGAUGUUCCCUCUGUCAAAGGCAUUCGUGGAUCAUUGUAUGGCGUGCGCGCAGCUGAUUCUGCCUGCUGAGUGGAAGUCGUUGUCGUCUCGAUAUCCAUACGAGCAGAUGGGAAUGAUGCAAUAUCAGCAACUGAUGCAGCAGGUUCCUCAAAUGGCGCAGAAUUCGGGCCAUUCUCAGAACCAAAGCCCACAAGUACAAGUAGCCCAGGUGCACGGAUCUGGCGCUGCCCAGUCCCCUACCAACCAACCGCCUCCACCAUUGAACCAGCAGCCGCAACAGGCGAGAGCAAAUCAGCUCAUGGAUAUCCCAGGCGACUAUCUUAUAGAUAAAGAUAUUAAGGGGUAUCAAGUAGAGACAAAAAAAAGAUCGAAUCAAACGGCAGGGGGUGCCAAUAAGAAGACCAAGUCUUGA
This is a messenger RNA of Meyerozyma guilliermondii ATCC 6260, 1422 nucleotides long. RefSeq lists its product as uncharacterized. Bases 1 to 1422 code for a protein of 473 amino acids. Gene Ontology annotation, biological process: regulation of transcription by RNA polymerase II. The record is from RefSeq and is a predicted model, not a curated record. Gene Ontology annotation, cellular component: nucleus. The transcript has a single exon. Lineage: Eukaryota; Fungi; Ascomycota; Pichiomycetes; Serinales; Debaryomycetaceae.